UUCACCCAUCUAUUGCGCCUCUUCAUCUUCCCUCAGGCCUUCACGAAUAACACAAACCAGAGGAGAAUCCAAAAUUGCUCAUUCACCUUCCACUCUUCUCGCCUCCGAACCCUCCAUGUACCAAUAAAGAAAUCGAUUCAGCGAUUUCCGAUCAUGACGACUCCUUCAAAAGAUCAACAUUUAUCUCGAUUCAAAGCUUCAGAGACUGAGAAUUCCAAUCCGAAUCUAUCGAGCAGAAGUCCUCUGCAGACAAAAUCAAAGUCUCCGGUUGUCAAAUCGACCAAAUCGAAGAAAUCUGCGCCAAAACUUUCUUAUCAGAUCGUUUCUCCCCGUACCAAGAUUCAAGAAAGGAAAUUUGUAGUAGCCAAGAAGAACUCGAAGACAUCCAAUUCUACUGUCGUCUCCUGCAAAUGCAAAGAGAAGAUGGAAGGUAAUCACAUGAAAUGCCCUUGGAUUGCUUACGAGAAUCUCAGAGCGUCUCAAGAAGAGUUCUGGAAUAGAAGCAGCAUGGAACAGGAUAUUGACUUAGAUGAGUCGCAGACGAUCGCUGAAGUUGAACAGGAGCAGAAGACUGUUGAAAACUUCGAAACUGCUGCGAGUUCACAGGAGAAAGACAUGGAAGGUAAUGAAUCUUCACCGAAUGGAUCAAUUAACUACGAUCAGAAGGAGUUUUCAAAUGAAAUGGGUGGUUCGAAGAUCAAGAGGAGGAGGGAGAGGUUGUUAGAAGCAGCCCGAAACAGUAUCCCUGAACCGGGUUUUGGAAGAGUUAUGCACUUGGUCAAAGCAUUUGAGAAGUUUCAUUCAAUUCCAAGUUAUAAGGACUCAAAGGAGAACGAAGAUGCAGAGAACGAAAGUAUUAAGAAGCCAACGAAGUGGGCAUUACCAGGAUUGCAACCUAAGGCCCCAGAAACAGAUGCAUCUCCAUCUUCUUUUAGUCCAUCAGAGCUGUUCUGCCCAGCAGAGAAUUUCAGUUCGGAGUCUAGGGUUUCUUCUUCGUGCGACAGCAGCCAAGGAAGCUUUACUUUCACAAGCAGGAUAUCUGGGGAAGGGGAAGGUCGAAGGAUCAGGACCAGGAGAAAUAGCUCUGAAUCCUUGGCGCCAUUUGGUAGAAAAAAGUGGAAGAAGAAACAGCCCAAAGUGACCAGUCAGCAACCAUUUAAACUAAGAACAGAGCAACGAGGGAGGUUUAAAGAGGAAGAGUUUCUCAAGAAGAUGCAGGAGAUGAUUAUAGACGAUGAGAGACAGCGGAUACCAAUUGCACAAGGCCUGCCAUGGACAACAGAUGAACCAGAGUGCUUGGUGAGGCCUCCAGUAAAAGAAAGCACAAGACCGAUUGACUUGAAGCUACAUAGUGAUCUUAGGGCAGUGGAGCGUGCUGAAUUCGAUCUUCACGUUGCUGAGAAACUGAGCUUUAUUGAGCAGUAUAGACUAGAACGAGAAAAACAGCAGAAGUUGGAAGAAGAAGAAGAGAUUAGGAGGCUGAGAAGAGAGCUCGUCCCGAAAGCUCAACCCAUGCCCUACUUUGAUAGGCCUUUCAUACCCAAAAGGUCAGAGAAACACCCAACCAUUCCUAGAGAGCCAAAGUUCCAAAUUCCUCAGCACAAGAAAAUCAAAUGCAUGUCAUGGAAUGACAUCAACAUCUAUACACACCAACUCUGAGAGCUACAAGAGAAAGGAUGAUGAAUGGCGAAUAAUAAAAGAGACCUUCAUGUUCAGCUUUUCCUUGUCACUCUUCGGAAAGAACAAAGAUUUUUGCAUUUCCUUGUCCAUUUGUAAGCAAUGAAAAUAAUUUCAUUUGUUGAAACUAAUAGUAGUAUUGUAACGGGAAGCUAGUGUUGCUUUACAC
This is a messenger RNA of Telopea speciosissima, 1846 nucleotides long. RefSeq lists its product as uncharacterized. The record is from RefSeq and is a predicted model, not a curated record. The transcript has 8 exons. Gene Ontology annotation, cellular component: nuclear microtubule; mitotic spindle. Gene Ontology annotation, biological process: activation of protein kinase activity; regulation of mitotic spindle organization; mitotic spindle assembly. Gene Ontology annotation, molecular function: microtubule binding; protein kinase activator activity. Lineage: Eukaryota; Viridiplantae; Streptophyta; Magnoliopsida; Proteales; Proteaceae. The coding region runs from base 154 to 1659 and encodes 501 amino acids.